GAAGAGCAGAAUCACAGAGAGAGAGAGAUAUUUUAAGGACAGCCAAAGGACAUCUGCCGCCGUUAAAACAUGUACGCCGCCCUAAUGGACAUGAGCCAGUCUGUGGCCGCCAGUCUGGCAUAUGCCCCAAUGGAUCUGAGCGGUGUUGGUGCCGCCAAUGGGCAGAAUGGAAGUGGAAGUGGACCUGGAAGCGGGAGUGGGAGUGGGAGUGCCAGCAAUGAGAGCCUUGACUCUGAUGCUGGCUCGUUUUUGGGUCAGCAUAAUGCCAGCGGCAACGGGCCGUAUGUGCCCGUCUUGGAGCGCCCGGAGACAUACAUUGUCAGCGUGCUGUACACGCUCAUCUUCAUUGUGGGCGUGCUGGGCAACGGCACGCUGGUCAUCAUCUUCUUCAGGCACCGCUCCAUGCGCAACAUACCCAACACGUACAUCUUAUCCCUAGCUCUGGCCGAUCUACUGGUGAUUCUGGUGUGCGUGCCCGUUGCCACAAUUGUGUACACCCAGGAUAGCUGGCCCUUUGAGCGUAACAUGUGCCGCAUCACCGAGUUCUUCAAGGACAUCUCCAUCGGUGUGUCCGUCUUCACGCUGACCGCACUCUCCGGCGAGCGUUACUGUGCCAUUGUGAAUCCCCUGAGGAAGCUGCAGACCAAACCGCUGACCGUCUUCACGGCCGUGAUCAUCUGGAUCAUGGCCAUACUGCUGGGCAUGCCAUCGUUCCUGGUGUCCGACAUUGAGGUCUACCCGAUGCCAACGGCCGCCGGAAACGGCACCAUCAAAGUCUGCUCGCCCUUCCGCUCCAAGGUUUAUGCAAAAUAUAUGAUGGCAGCCAAGGCCUCCAUCUACUAUGUGGUGCCGCUGUGCAUCAUUGCGGUGCUGUACAUCAUGAUGGCCAAGCGGCUGCAUAUGAGCGCACGCGACAUGCCCGGCGAGCAGCUGAGCGUGCAGAGCCGGACACAGGCCCGUGCCCGACGGCAUGUGGCCCGCAUGGUGGUUGCCUUCGUGGUCGUGUUCUUCAUUUGCUUCUUUCCGUAUUACGUGUUCGAGCUGUGGUACCACUUUUAUCCCACUGCCGAGGAGGAUUUCGACAGCUUCUGGCACAUGGUUCGCAUCGUGGGAUUCUGCACGAGCUUCCUCAACUCGUGCGUCAAUCCCGUGGCACUCUACUGCGUGUCCGGCGUAUUUCGGCAGCACUUCAACCGCUAUCUCUGCUGCAUGUGCGUCAAGCGGCAGCCGCACCUCCGGCAGCACUCCACGGCCACUGGGAUGAUGGAAAACACCAGCGUGAUGUCAAUGCGUCGCUCUACGUAUGUGGGCGUGGGCAGCGGCAGCGGCAGCGGAGGAGGCAAUCUCCGAGCCUCGUUGCACAUGAACAAUAAUCAAGGUGGCGGAGGUGGAGGUGGAGGUGGAGCUAUGCGUGGUGGCAGCUUCCACCGGCAGGACUCGAUGCCAUUGCAGCACCGAAAUGGUGGAACAGCUGCCGCUGCUGGCAGUGGCCCAAGUACCGGAUCCGCCGGACGCUCCACCACCAUCAGUGAGAAGAGGUGAGGCACGCUGAUCGUGGAGCUGCUGGAGGAUGAGGAGGUGGAGGUGGUUGUCUCCAUGCACGCCGACGAGCAGCUCUAAGCGCACCAUUGAUCUCACUUUUGUGUAUGCACCACCCAACCAGUCAGACAGACAGACAGAGAGAGAACCUUCCCCCUGCACUUUUGCACCAGCCCUGGGCAAUCCUUGGAUUGUAUUGGGACACCCAUUACCCAAUUGGAAGCUUUGGGGCUGCUCAAUCGAUGGUACAACCGUUGGUACAAUUGCAAAUAAUUUGCAGUUUAUUAUAGCGC
Drosophila guanche is the source of this 1832-nucleotide messenger RNA. RefSeq names its product neuropeptide CCHamide-2 receptor (gene CCHa2-R). Gene Ontology annotation, molecular function: G protein-coupled peptide receptor activity. NCBI's taxonomy places the organism in Eukaryota, Metazoa, Arthropoda, Insecta, Diptera, Drosophilidae. The transcript has 6 exons. The coding region runs from base 70 to 1542 and encodes 490 amino acids. The record is from RefSeq and is a predicted model, not a curated record. Gene Ontology annotation, biological process: G protein-coupled receptor signaling pathway. Gene Ontology annotation, cellular component: membrane.